Molecule: messenger RNA, 4634 nt
Organism: Mesocricetus auratus (golden hamster)
Lineage: Eukaryota; Metazoa; Chordata; Mammalia; Rodentia; Cricetidae
Gene: Ccnb3
Product: cyclin B3
Exons: 16
Coding region: 389-4477 (1362 amino acids)
Biological process (GO): mitotic cell cycle phase transition; regulation of cyclin-dependent protein serine/threonine kinase activity
Cellular component (GO): cyclin-dependent protein kinase holoenzyme complex; cytoplasm; centrosome
Molecular function (GO): cyclin-dependent protein serine/threonine kinase regulator activity
Source: RefSeq, a predicted model, not a curated record
UGCUUGAGGAGGACUGAGUCAUUAUAAAUGCAGCCUUGACCUCAGGAGUUGUUUAUCAAGGAUUUUCUUCAAGGACAAAAAGAUUUGUGCUGAUUCAACUCCAGAGCUUUACACCGGGUUGGAUUCUCCAGAUCUAAUUCGCCUUCAGACCUGGAACCAGCAGCACCCUGUGGAAUUAAAAGAUGCCCUGGAACUGGAGUUGCCAGCAAUUGUGAAUUAUCAUGGGAUCAUAGUAUCUGUAUGUGCUGCUUGGCACCCUGCUAACCAGUCAGCAUUUUACUUUCUCCUGGAGCAAACUCUAGUGAGCCUUGUUAGAGAGAACCCAGGACUGGUUGAGACAGACAGGGUAGCUCUGCCUUGGAUGAAACACUGCUGAAUCUGUAUUAAGAUGCCACCACCACUACUACCCAAAAGCUCCAAACUGGAGCCUGAGAAAGCUCAGCCUAACAAGAUUGUGCCCAGUGAGGAACAUCAAUCUGAAAAGAGUGGAGAGGAUAACCAUACAACAUCUUCACCUUCAUUCCAAGACACAGCAAAAAAGAGAUCAGCUUUUGAAGAUCUCACUAAUGCUUAUGAAAGUCAAACUGUCCAGUUAAAGCAGGAAGACAAUACAGAGCUUAGGAGCCAUGCUUCCAAGAGGACAAGCAAGGAAGUUGGCGAAGUUACUCAGAUAAAAACUUCUAAGUUGGCACUUGUUACCUCAGUGUCAAACAUAGAGAAACAGUUUAUUCAGGAUAUACCCACCAAGUCUAAAGCACUAACUACUGAGAAACCAUCUGUCUUUCAAAAGACAUCAGUUUUAAAUGAGAAACCUGCUACUGAAGAAACAAGCCUUAUGAAGAAGACAUUGAAGAAGCGUGCAUAUCAUCGUGAUAAAUUUCUAAAGGAGCAGCCAGUAACCUUGCUGGAGGAGACAGAAGUUUACGAUGGGCUUGAUACAGAGCUGAUGACUUCAGAAAUGAUGGAUGAGCCUAAAGAAGCAGACACCAUUAAGGAGAUGAUUGAUUCAAAGAAGCCUGCCACCAGGAAGGCAACUCUCACCUCGAAGGCGACUUUCACCUCAAGUCCAUUAUCUUUAAAGAAUAAACCUGCUAUUCAAGAAGAGAAGUCUACUAUUCGAGGGAAGAGUUCAUUCAGAAAGAAAUCAUCAGAAUUAAAGGUGGUAACCACUAGAGAGAAAUCAGUAAUUAGAAAGCUGUCUUUCAAGAAAAAGCAUCCUGCCAAAGAGAUGAAAUCUUUGAUACAGGAACCAUCUUUACUGAAAGAGACAUAUAAUGCUCAAGGGGAGGCAAGCAUCUUGAAGAAGCCAUUGGUGUUACAAGAGAAUACAAAUAAUAAAGAUGACAUUUUGACAGAGUCAGUUACUUUUAAAGGGAAACAUAGUACCAAUGAAACAACCCAUACACAAAAGCUAAUUUCUAAAAAUAAUCGUGACACUCAGGGGAGCAUCAUUAAUUUUAGGUCACUAGGAAUUCAGCCAGUUACCCAUGAACAUGAGCCAUCGUCCUUUAAGAAGUCUACCACUAAGAAACAUUCCCAUUUCCAGGGGCCAACUGCAUUGCCAGACAAGCAUAUUGCUCACGUGGAGAUGUCCACUGUGGAGAAGUCCUUGGCUCUGCAAAAGCCUACCACUAAGGAAAAGGUGUUGUAUUUUCAUGGAGCUCCAGUUUUGAAGAAGCAGCGUAGCAUGGAAGAGGCCCCUCGCAUGAAGAAGCACUCAUCUUUAAAGAAGAAACAGCAUCUCCCUAAAAGAAGACAUUUCUUCAAUAACCCUGCAGCACAAGAGCCAGUUACAAAUGAGCCAUUGUCCUUCAUGAAGUCUACCACUGAGAAAGAGCCCCCUUUCCAGAGGCUGUCUGCAUUACAAAAGAGGCACACUAGUCCUGGGGUAUUGUCCAAGCCAAAGAAGCUCUGUGCCCCAGGAAAGCAUCACAUGGAGGAGGAGUCACAUUGUCAGUCAGCUUCAGCUUUUAAGAAACGAUGCAUCAUGGAGGAGCCAGCCUUCACCUACAAGCCUUUAGCUGUAGAGAUGCAGCAGACUUUUUCUCAAGGGACAAUGUUCCAUUUAAUAGAUCCAGCAAUAUUACAGACAGCCACUUCAGGAGCAGAGUCACUGGCUAAGGAGCCACUGCCAUUUAAGAAAGAAAAUACAGCUAUACCGAAAAAAAAGUGUGCUACUCACAUAACCCCCCUCUGGCCAGCACAGGCAGAGUGGCUGGAAAAAACUGAUGAAAAUAAGAAAUUGUUCUCUCCAAAGCCUGGAUCACUUAGGAAUGAAACCGUAACUGGGUUCCAACAGAAUCCAUCUUCACUGAAUAAAAAGUGCUCUAUUCUGCAGAAACUACCCCUCCCAAUGUCAUUGAACUCACAGAAGACCACCAGUCAAGAAGGGGCAUAUAGUAAGGAAUCAGUGUCUUUAAAUGAUGACAAGAUGUUCUUCUCUCCAGAGCUAUUUUCUCCUUAUAGUUCUGCUGGUGAAGAUACCUUUAAAUCCCAGACUGAUGGAAAAAUGGGCUCCCACAGAAAACUUUUUGACUCACAGGACAGUGUUUCUGAAGAAGAGAUAUUUUUAAGAAAGCUCUUUUGUAAGGACAGAUAUCCUUCCUCUGCAGAAUCGAGCCAAGAGAGGACUGUUGCUCUAGAGCAGGAAUUUGUCCUAAAUAAGAUAUUGGAAGAAAACAGCAGUGAUGUUGAUGAGUGUCUUGGUUAUCAUUCACUGAACUUUCAAUGCUUUCCCAGUCCUAAGGUGGAGUCCACUGUGAAACCUUUAAACAUGCAGGAGGAUCACAGUAUGGAGAAGAUGGCUGUCCUUAUGAAGCCAUUGAUCACACAAGAUAAUUCUACUGAGGAGGUUGUCCCCAAUAAGUACACCACUGACACACAAGCUCACUACAAGCAAUGCUGGCCCUUGCAGGAGACAGCAAACUUCAAGGAGGAGACAAUUGCUUCACAGGAGCAGCCCCGAGCUGAGCUGGUGACUGUCCUGAAGGAGCUGCUGGUGAUAGUGAAGAGGCCUGAUGUGGAGAAGGUAGCCUUGGCCUUUCAGAAGAAACCACCCAGUAACGUCGAGGUUCUCUUGAACGAAGUGUUGGAAUUGUUGGAGAAACCUAAAAUUGGGGGAGAAUCUACUCUGGAGGAGCCCUGGGCCUUGCAGGAGAACCCUAGCACUACAACAGAGGCUACCCUGAAGAAACCAUUGCCCUUGAAAGAGAAUCCCAGCAUUGAGAGGGCAAGUCCGAAGGAGUUUUUGACUUUUGAUCGUAAACCCGACACUGAGAAGGAUGAUGUAACCAGAAAGACAUUAAAUGUGGAGGAGUCCACUGAGACACUGGCAUUGUACGAGGGACUCACUGCUGCAGACCAAUUGUUCUUUACAGACCUACUAACUAUGGAAGACACUAGUAUUAUUGAUGAAGAGGAGUUUUUCAAAUCAUUCUUUGCAUUUCCAGAAGCGAAUAACACUCAUAUGCCCAUCAAUGCUUUAGAAUCCCGAGCAGGCGAUUACAGUGCUCUUGUACCCGUUGAGGAGACGCUCAGUCCCGUCAUGAGUUCCAGCUUAUAUCAUUAUGUUUUCAAUGACCUGAAGUCAGCUGUGGGUGAAAGACAGACUGAGGUAAUCGUACUGGAAGACAGUGACACAGUGGAAAGUAUUGAAAAGGAAGACUGUAAUCCAGCACUCAACUCUAUAUAUAUCAAGGAAAUCUUCAUUUAUUUGAGGAAGAGAGAGGAAAACUUCAUAGUUGUGAAAUACAUGGACAUGCAGAUGGAACUCACCAGUGAUAUGAGAGCCAUUCUUGUGGACUGGUUGGUGGAAGUACAGACAUCCUUUCAGAUGAAUCAUGAGACCCUGUUUUUGACAGUAAAGCUAGUGGAUCACUACCUAAUGAAGGAACAAUGCAAGAAGGAUAACCUACAACUCCUUGGUUCCACUGCCUACAUGAUUGCAGCCAAAUUUGAGGAAUCCUAUCCACCUUCUCUGCCAGAGUUCCUUUAUAUUUGUGAAGAUCUUUAUCAGCAACGUGAUAUGGUUGCCUUGGAAAUGAACAUCCUGAAAACCCUCAACUUUGAUAUCAAUAUUCCCACUGCAUAUAUUUUUCUGCGUAGAUAUGCUUCGUGUGUCCGUGCUAGCAUGAAGACACUAACCUUGUCCCGCUUCAUCUGUGAGAUGACCCUGCAGGAAUAUGACUAUGUCCAAGAGAGGCCUUCAAAACUAGCUGCAGCCUCCUUUGCCUUGGCCCUUUACAUGAGGAAUCUCAACAAUUGUAUUCCUUUACUGGAACAUUAUACUGGCUACGAGAUCGCUGAGCUUCAGACCUUGGUCAGAAAGCUGAACAAUUCACUAAUUUUCCAACCCCAUAAUUGCCUCAAGAAUGUGUAUGAGAAGUAUGCUGAAGAGACCUUCUUUGAAGUCUCCAAAAUACCUCCUUUGGACAAGGACACUCUAGAGGAGAUUUUGCUGUGGUCAUUACUGGGCUGAGGACCUCUGACAACAGCUGUCAGGACAGACAUAUACAUAGGCUGCAUUUAUUCAUGUAUCUUAUGCUUAAAAUGUUUUAAAUUGGUUUUAUGAAAGAAAAGAAACUGUUUGUUAUAUUUGUUUAAAAAAGUUAAUAAAAAUGCAAUGGUUACUAGAA